AGGUUGAUGUAGUGCAUGUUAUACACUCUUAUACACUCCACAUCUCACACACUCAUCUCUGCUUCUCACUCUAGAACCCCAGAUCGAGUUUCUUUCUCUCUCUCUCUCUAUUUUACACAAAGUUCUUAUAAUAUACUCCCCCCCCCCUUUCUUAUAAUUCAUCACACAACCUUAUCUCCUUUGCACAAAUUAACCAUAUAUUAUAUCAUUUUAUAUAGUAUUUUAUUCCAAAACUGGGUUAUACUCGUCAAUUAAUGGAGGAGUCAGGGGAAAAUUGGCCUUCUGAUUCUAAUUUGGAAGUGGGUGAUCAUGAUUAUAACGAUUUAUGUUUUGAUGAUGAAGAGUUCCUUGGUGAUGAUGAUGAGAAUCAUUAUUUUGCUGAAACUGUAGAUCCCAUGAUUGGCGACACCGACAGAAACGGGAGACGGCGGGAACUCACUGAAAGGUUGCUUGCACUUUCAGCCACCAUACCUGGCUUGAAGAAGAAGAUGGACAAUACUUCUAUCCUGGACAGAGCUAGCAACUACGUGAAACAACUUCAACAACGUGUGAGAGAGUUAGAACAAGAAAUUGAAUCCCACAUUUGUAGCGACAAAGGCACCACCUCUUGCGAAGUGAACUCUGGUGAUUAUUAUGGACCGAAUGAUAUUCUUCCCGAGGUUAAAGCUAGAGUAUUACAGAAGGAAGUACUCGUCAUAAUCCAUUGUGAGAAACAAAAGGGAAUUAUGAACAAAAUACUAUCCCAGCUUCAAAUUCUUCAUCUCUCAGUACAAAACAGCAGUGUCUUGCCAUUUGGGAAAUCCACUCUCGACAUCACCAUUAUUGCUCAGAUGGGUGAUGGAUACAACAUGACAGUGGAUGAACUGGUGAAAAACCUGAGACUAUCGAUCUCGAAACAAUAGGCUAUAUUAGUGUACGUUUGAAACAAGUGCAGUACUAAUUGCAAUUCUAUUUUUAAGAGCUCCAGAGAGUGCCAUAGUUCCAAUUGUGGCAUCUCAUUAAUUACUGUACGUGGAGACCCAUAUUAGAUAUUACUUUGCAACAAUUAGUAUUUGUUGUAUUGAAAAGUGUCAUCCUGAUUUGGUAUGAACUUCCGAUAGUAGAAUUCGGCAGAAACGCAACUAUAUUUUUCUAAGUAGGAUUAUAUAUCCACUAUACGUGUUUUUAACAUGA
Messenger RNA from Gastrolobium bilobum, 1173 nucleotides. RefSeq names its product transcription factor bHLH18-like. NCBI's taxonomy places the organism in Eukaryota, Viridiplantae, Streptophyta, Magnoliopsida, Fabales, Fabaceae. The transcript has 4 exons. The record is from RefSeq and is a predicted model, not a curated record. Bases 255 to 902 code for a protein of 215 amino acids. Gene Ontology annotation, molecular function: protein dimerization activity.